Centropristis striata (black sea bass) is the source of this 496-nucleotide messenger RNA. Its product is annotated as CD59 glycoprotein-like. Lineage: Eukaryota; Metazoa; Chordata; Actinopteri; Perciformes; Serranidae. The coding region runs from base 104 to 370 and encodes 88 amino acids. The transcript has 4 exons. The record is from RefSeq and is a predicted model, not a curated record.
AGUGAAAAUAAAAGCAAAGCUGGCGACCUGGCACCACACAUCUGCGGAAUCAACUCUCCAGAGGAACAGUUCACCAGAUAUUGGUGUACAGAUACAUAAAAACAUGAAGACUGUGAUUCUCGCUCUUCUGGUUUUGCUGGUUGUCAGCCAGGGUGAAGCUUUGAGGUGCUACUGUGGAGGCACCUCGAAGAGAUGUUCAAGCCGGGUGGAGACCUGCUCCGGAUCGAACCCAGUCUGUGCCAGUAUCACCUUGACUGCUGGACCCAUUGUCAGCUACUUCCAGAGUUGCUACAGGGAAAGUGACUGCAGAUCGCUGCUUCGUCAAAGUUAUGCAUCUGGCAGAUGCUGCAAGAGUGAUCUGUGCAACUGAUUAAAAGACUUGUAAAAUGAAAGAUAAAUAUCAUGCAACACAUCUCCCAUUUACUGAAUAAUUUUUGACUUUUGUGUGUUGUGAACUUUUGCAUUGUCAUAUUAAAGAACACUAAGUUGCAAAGUC